Messenger RNA from Mycetomoellerius zeteki, 1021 nucleotides. RefSeq names its product proteasome alpha5 subunit (gene Prosalpha5). The record is from RefSeq and is a predicted model, not a curated record. Gene Ontology annotation, cellular component: proteasome core complex, alpha-subunit complex; proteasome core complex. NCBI's taxonomy places the organism in Eukaryota, Metazoa, Arthropoda, Insecta, Hymenoptera, Formicidae. Gene Ontology annotation, biological process: proteasome-mediated ubiquitin-dependent protein catabolic process. The transcript is spliced from 3 exons. The coding region runs from base 105 to 833 and encodes 242 amino acids.
GUAAUUAUUCGUUACACUCUUCAUCACUCUCCGUGACUAGCGUUUGUGACAAGUCGGCGUUUUGUACUUUUGCGCUUGCUUUUAUUAAAGACAAAACAUUAAAGAUGUUUCUAACACGUUCUGAAUACGAUCGUGGAGUAAACACUUUCUCGCCAGAGGGAAGAUUAUUUCAAGUCGAAUAUGCCAUAGAAGCCAUAAAGCUUGGCUCUACUGCCAUUGGAAUCGCAACAACGGAAGGAGUCGUUCUGGCAGUGGAAAAACGUAUUACUUCAACUUUAAUGGAACCGACAACUGUAGAAAAAAUUGUAGAAAUCGAUAAACAUAUAGGAUGUGCAGCAUCUGGUUUGAUGGCCGAUUCACGGACAAUGAUCGAUAGAGCUCGAGUCGAAUGCCAGAAUCAUUGGUUUGUCUAUAACGAAAGAAUGACAGUGGAGUCGACUGCUCAAGCUGUGUCUAAUUUAGCUAUACAGUUUGGAGACAGCGAUGAUGAUGGCACUGCCAUGUCUAGACCAUUUGGUGUAGCAAUGUUAUUUGCGGGGAUCGAUGAAAAAGGUCCACAACUGUAUCACAUGGAUCCAUCUGGUACGUUUGUUCAAUUUGAUGCAAAAGCCAUAGGAUCUGGUAGUGAAGGAGCUCAACAAAAUCUUCAAGAAGUAUAUCAUAAGUCCAUGACACUCAAGGAAGCAUUGAAAUCUGCGCUGACAAUAUUGAAGCAAGUAAUGGAAGAAAAACUGAACGAUACCAAUAUUGAAGUGAUGACAAUGACGCCCGGGCAAUUGUUUCACAUGUUUUGCAAGGCAGAAUUACAAGAGGUGAUUAAAGAUAUUGCUUAAAAAGCUAUAUGGGUACACACGUACGAGUUAAACAAACGGUUUCACCAGAUCAUGGAGAAAUAAACAUAUUUCUUAAUGGAAUAGCGUGUAAUGCAAAUGUAAAUUAUAUCUCUACUUUACACACGGAGCAAAUACUUUACGUCUGUAUAUUUAAUAUUUUCAUUUAUCGUCCUUAAAGAGAAAAUAUU